Zymoseptoria tritici IPO323 is the source of this 3651-nucleotide messenger RNA. RefSeq lists its product as uncharacterized. The record is from RefSeq and is a predicted model, not a curated record. NCBI's taxonomy places the organism in Eukaryota, Fungi, Ascomycota, Dothideomycetes, Mycosphaerellales, Mycosphaerellaceae. Bases 1 to 3651 code for a protein of 1216 amino acids. Gene Ontology annotation, biological process: negative regulation of transcription by RNA polymerase II. Gene Ontology annotation, cellular component: nucleus. Gene Ontology annotation, molecular function: RNA polymerase II transcription regulatory region sequence-specific DNA binding; DNA-binding transcription factor activity, RNA polymerase II-specific; zinc ion binding. The transcript is spliced from 2 exons.
AUGGAGGCUCCUAUCUUCGCUCAGCCAGCAUCACAAGUCGCAAAUCAAGAUUCCACGGCAACACCACGAAGACGACCAAAUCGUGGUAGAGGUCGUGGUCGUGGCGGAGACAACGCUGCCCUUGCAUUUCGGCCCGCUAGCAUCGCUCCACUGCCAUCAAGGUCACAACCGACAGAGACACACACCCAGACUGCAGCUCCACAACCAGCCUCAGUAUCAGCUUCACGCGCGAGAGGAGGUCGACGAGGUCGUGGAGGCGCUGCCCGACCAAACCAACCACGCACGACAGUCAACGGCCGAGCGUUCGGAGGCGGAUUGACACAAGAUGCAGCAGACUCCUCUGACACGGCAUCUCUCCACGGCAGCGCACCAGCAUUUGUCCCUGGGCAGCAACACACUCAGCACAAUGAUCAGGUACCGAAGCAGCCUCGACGACAGCGACUACUCAAAAAGGUAGCUGCGCCGAAAUCACAAGCACCGGACAUUGCCACAAGAACACACGAGGACAUCGAUCAUGGCCACUACGAAUGUGCAAUUUGUACGAGCGAAGUGCAGCGUAACUCAAAGGUCUGGUCUUGCCACACCUGCUGGACCGUCUUCCAUCUCACCUGCAUCAAGAAAUGGUCAUCGAAUGAAGGAUCCACGGCCAGCCGGCCAAAUGCAGAAAACGGAGAUACACAACCAGGUCGGCAAUGGCGUUGUCCGGGAUGCAAUCUGCCAAAGGAUGUCCUUCCUCAGUCAUAUAGCUGCUGGUGCGAGAAGGAGUACAAUCCGCCAUCGCUCGCCGGUCUUCAUCCUCACUCCUGCGGUCAAACAUGUGGGCGAGAGCGCGUGAGGAAAUGUCCGCAUCCAUGUCAGCUCACCUGUCACGCUGGACCUUGUCCGCCGUGCACGCAUAUGGGGCCGACUCAGUCGUGCUUCUGCGGCAAACACGAAUCGACGAAGCGGUGUGCUGAGACUGAGUACACUGGAGGGUGGGGAUGUGGCGAGAUCUGCGGUGCUUUGAUGUCGUGCGGCGUUCACUACUGCGCUCAGGCAUGCCAUGAAGGAAGUUGCGGUGCCUGCGAAGUGCGUCUUCCUGCUCGAUGCUAUUGUGGGCAGAUGGAGAAGGACGUCCUGUGCAGCGAUCAGGGCGAAGUACGGGAAAGCUUGCGAAGUCAUGAUUCAGAUACGGGUGAGGUCGUGCUGGAGGCAUGGACUGGAGUCUUUGAUUGUGGCAACUCAUGCGAUCGAACGUUCGACUGUGGCGUUCACAAAUGCGAGAAGCGUUGUCAUCCUCAAGAGCCGGAAUCUGGACAUUGUCCUCACUCACCGGACGUCGUCACACACUGUCCGUGUGGCAAAACAUCCCUCACUGACAUCACAUCCUCACCACGAGACUCUUGUCAGGAUCCGAUUCCCAGCUGUGUCAAGCCUUGCGACCAGCCAUUGGCCUGCGGACAUCCGUGCCCGCGGGUCUGUCAUUUUGGAAACUGCCCGCCCUGCCGCAUGCAGGUCGAAAUCAGCUGUCGGUGUGGCAGGACUACAUCUGUGUCGCUCUGCCAUCAAGGUCACGAGGAGUCGCCGCAGUGCAGACGGGUGUGUCGAGCUAAUCUCAACUGCGGGAGACAUGCCUGCGAGGAGCGCUGCUGUGCUGGCGAGAGAAGAGCCAUUGAGCGCCAAGCAGGCCGCAAGAAGCAGCGUCCGCUAGCAUCUGCUGCUCGUCCGGUCGACGAUGGCUUCGAAGCGGAACACAUCUGCACUCGCCAAUGUGGCCGCAUGCUGAAGUGCGGCAAUCACGUCUGCGAAGAGCUCUGCCACAAGGGCCCGUGCGGAUCUUGCCGGGAAGCUAUCUUCGAGGAGAUCAGCUGCCACUGUGGUCGCACGGUGCUUCAGCCUCCACUACCAUGUGGUACUGUUCCACCGCCAUGCCGCUACGCCUGCGAGCGACCGAAAGCUUGUGGACAUCCGCAGGUUCCGCACAACUGCCAUCAGAACGAGGAAGCUUGCCCAAAAUGCCCUUAUCUAUGCGAGAAGCGAUGCAUGUGCAGCAAGAAGAUCAUCAAGAACACUCCUUGUUGGCUUCGCGAUGUAGGGUGCGGUGAAGUUUGUGGUAAGCUUCUGAAGUGUGGCUCUCACUAUUGCCGGAAGCCAUGCCACCGUGCUGGAUCAUGCGAGGAUGCCAAUGGUCAGCCUUGCGUGCAGCCUUGCGGCAAAGAGAAGAAGAUUUGCGGGCACUCCGAUGAGGCACAGUGUCACGCACCAUCCGCGUGCAAGGAAGAGACGCCGUGCCCGAGCAAGAUGUUCAUCACUUGUGCUUGCCAAGCACAAAAGCAGGAGAUCAAAUGCGGAGCUUCGAAGUCGACUGAAGGUAACGGUGGCAAGGUGCUGCCAUGCAACGACGAGUGCGCUCGGCUGGAACGCAAUCGAAAGCUUGCCGUCGCUCUCAACAUCGACCAGGCCACUCAUGUCGACGGCGGCGACCACAUUCCAUUCUCUUCCGAAACGCUCAACUACUUCGCACAGCACACAAAGUGGGGUCAAACUCAAGAACGAGAAUUCCGCGUCUUCGCAGCCGCCGACGACGAAAAGCGUCUACGUUUCAAGCCCAUGCAAGCAGCCCAGCGUCAAUUCAUACACCUCCUCGCCGAAGACUUUGGCCUCGACACGGAGAGCAUCGAUCCGGAGCCGCAUCGUCACGUCAUGGUCUGGAAGACGCCCCGAUUCGUCUCUGCACCCAACAAGACUCUCGCCGACGCCCUUCGAAUUCGACAAGCAGCCCAAAGAUCCAUCAACACCAGCGCCAACUCGAAGGUCCAACACCAACCCUUCAACGGCUUCGUAAUCAGCAAACCCCGCUUCGGCCUCACAAUAGACGAUGUCCGGUCCGAAGUCAACGCCGUGACGCCUGGCACAGCCCCCUUCACAUUCGACAUCGAGUUUCUCCCCAGCGAAGAAGUCGUCCUCAAAGCCAUCAGCCGGGCUCUUUCUCCUCAAGACCUCGAACGAUCCCUCCAAUCCCUACGCAACACCCUUGGCACCGCCAUCGCCGGCAAGGGAAUCGGCAGCAUGCAACUCUGCACAACCGACAACAGUCUCAACAUCACACGUCUGGAGUCGGAUAACUCCGGCGGAGAUGGCUGGUCGCGUGUAGCGGCGAAGAAAGCGGCGCCGAGGGUUGCUUUGCAGAACCCGUCGUUUGGAGCGAGUAAUUCGUUUGCGGCGUUGACGGGAGCGACAGGGAAGGUUACGUUUGCGAAGAAGACGGCGAAGGUGGAGAAGAAGAAGAAGAAAGAUGUUGAGAUGGUGGUUGAUGAUUGGGAGGCGGCGGAGAUGGCGGAGGAGGAGAAGGAGGAUGGUGGGGGAAAGUCUGAUGCGGAGCUGAAGGAUGUCGGUGGUCGUGUGGAGGAGACGGCCAAGGAGCUGCCAGAGGAGGCCAAUAUUGCUGAGGUAGAACCAGAGUCGAUGGCAAAGGACACCGAUGUCCAGCGGGACGUCCAGCCUGAGGCCAAAACUGGUCACGGUGACAGCGAAGAGACGGAGCAGACUUCCGACAGCAGCGCUGUACCAGUGAUCGCAAGCGGACCGAGCACGGAGCCAGCUCAAAAUGAGGCAAAUGCGGAGCGACUGGACUGGGUUUCGGAAGUGGAUGGUUCUGUGCCUUCGACUUGA